AUGUCAAAUCAACGCAAGACGUGCAAACCAAAGUCGUACCGUUGUGCAGAAUGUGCAAAAGGCUACACGACACCCGGAGGACUCACACAGCAUCGAACAAGGGGUCACGAGCUGCCUAUCGCCCUUCGGAAAAUGGCAGAACAGCAAUCUCAACAUCUUGACAUAACUCGCGUGACCACUGCGCAAGCUCAACUGCCCGAACCUCCUCCUCUCAGUCGUUCGCCCUCACUCGAGCCUCGAAUUCCGGAUGCACCAGGGACAACACCCCCUCCAAACCAUGUUGAGACCCACCCAAUUAUCGAUGGUACCCCCUGUGAUUCCGAGGGCUACGACUACGACAGACCACCCCAGGAUCUCCUUCAAGAUAGAAUUCUUGAGGAGAUCUGCUACCCAUUUCUAUCCCCCUCCGAAUUCCGCUUGGCUGAUUUUCUCACCGGAAAUAUCGACGAGCUCGUUAGCACCAUUUGA
Molecule: messenger RNA, 468 nt
Organism: Coprinopsis cinerea okayama7#130
Lineage: Eukaryota; Fungi; Basidiomycota; Agaricomycetes; Agaricales; Psathyrellaceae
Exons: 2
Coding region: 1-468 (155 amino acids)
Source: RefSeq, a predicted model, not a curated record